This is a messenger RNA of Brienomyrus brachyistius, 4283 nucleotides long. RefSeq names its product teashirt homolog 2. The transcript has 2 exons. Gene Ontology annotation, molecular function: DNA-binding transcription factor activity, RNA polymerase II-specific; DNA binding. The record is from RefSeq and is a predicted model, not a curated record. Gene Ontology annotation, cellular component: nucleus. Bases 402 to 3494 code for a protein of 1030 amino acids. Gene Ontology annotation, biological process: regulation of transcription by RNA polymerase II. Lineage: Eukaryota; Metazoa; Chordata; Actinopteri; Osteoglossiformes; Mormyridae.
AGUUUGUUCGGCGGAUCGAUGUUUGCUGGCAUCGCCUCGCCCUGCCUGUGCCGUGUGUGAUAUAGUGUUACAGUGAAGCGCUGCGCUGCGUCCUUUACACAGCUCACACAUCACACACGCAUACUGGGGAGACUGGCAUCUGACAGCGAUCGCUCCUUGGCUUUGGAAACGAAACGGAGAAAAACGGAAAGGAAAGAAAACAAUCCGCCAUAGAUCUGGGACAUAAGAAGUGAAAGUGCGCACCGAUUAUUUCCCCCCAUAAUCCGCUGAUAUUGGAUUUUUAAAGAAGAGGUCAGAAGUACUGAGAUCAGAGAAGAAAGACUCGCUCUUUCUUUAUGGACUAUCUCAGAUCGCAUAGCAAUUUUACCUGGGCAGAGUCACCGUGAACUGCGAGUUCAAAGAUGCCAAGAAGAAAACAGCAGGCACCCAGACGGGCUGCGGUGUACGAGCCAGAUGACGACGUCGGUGUCCAGGAUGCCAUCGCAGAGGAUGACGCAGAGAACACCAUGACAACUGAGGAAGAGGGCCCCGACAAGGCCAGUCUUAAGGAGUCGGAGGAGAAGGAGGUCGACAAUAAAAGCAGCUACAGCUACCAGAACUCUCCUCUGAGCAUCCUCUCCAAUCAGGAAGCCGAAUUGGAGUCCCGCCUCAGUGACGCCAGCGACAGACUGUCUGACUUCAAGAGCACCUCAACACCAGAGAGCCAGAGGGACCCAGAGAGUAAGGGCUCCAAGCUGAAAGAUGAGAUGCACAACAGCCUGGAGAAAAUGCGAGCUGCAUAUGCCAACUUCCUCUCGGAUUCCUACUGGACGGGAAUUGGCAUGGAUUUGAAGAUGGCUAACAAUGCAAGCAAAGGAAGCUGCGAUAGCACCAAUGGGAGUACCAAAAGUGAGUUUGACUGGCACCAGGACGCACUCUCCAAAACCCUCCAACAGACUCUUUCUCCCAAGCCUGCCUCCAAGCCAAACCUCUUCAGCUCCGUCCACCUUUACAGGCAGAGCAACAAGGCAUGCGGGGCCGUCUUCACGGGGGCCAGCCGGUUCCGCUGCAAGGACUGCAGUGCAGCUUACGACACCCUGGUGGAGCUGACGGUGCACAUGAACAAAAGUGGCCAUUACCAAGAUGACAACCAUACCAGACAAGGUAGCACCUCCACGUCUUCCUCCAAGAUGCGAAAAAGGAACCUGCAGGACAUGGAGGGGAAGGAAGAUGCACAGAAAGUCCUUAAAUGCAUGUUCUGUGGCCACUCUUUUGACUCCCUGCAAGAUUUAAGUGUCCAUAUGAUAAAAACUAAACAUUACCAAAAAGUGCCUUUGAAAGAACCCAUUCCCGUAAUCACACCCAAACUAAUUCCACCGACUAAAAAGCGGGCGUAUGAAGUCACAAGACCCUGUUCUCCAGACUCAACCACAGGGGUAGCCAACUACAAUGAUGCACAAAGGUCCUCCGGCCUCCAUGCUCCCCACAGCAAUCGUUAUGGGUAUCAGAAUGGUGCGAGCUACACGUGGCAGUUCGAGACAUGCAAGUCUCAGAUCUUAAAGUGCAUGGAGUGUGGAAGCUCGCACGACACUCUCCAGCAGCUCACAACUCAUAUGAUGGUCACAGGGCACUUCAUCAAGGUUACAAGUUCGGCUUCUAAGAAGGGGAAGCAGCUAGCUUUGGACCCCCUAGCCGUCGAGAAGAUGCAAGUGUUCGCGGAGCCCACAAAUGACUUGCCCUCCGGUACAGAAGGUGACAAAGGGUCUCCAAAGAGUAUGGCCACUGGCAACACUGAGAAGGACAUGAGGAAGGAGGGGUCGGUGGAGAAAACUGCAAGCACCAAAGUAGAAGAGAGCGAAGUCAAAGAUCAUAAACUGGAUGGUGAAGACCAAAAGCAAGAGGAUAAACCAUUCAAGUAUCCAUACUUGCGUGAAGAGGACCUUGAGCAGAUGUCUGGAGGAGGAGGAGACAUUCUGAAGUCUCUGGCUAAUACAGUAGCGUCUGCCAUUAACAAGGCGCAGACUGGAACACCCAGUUGGAGUGCCUAUCCUAGCAUUCACGCUGCAUAUCAGCUCUCUGGAGUAACUAAGAGUGUUCCUCUUUCAGUGUCACCGCCCAUUCAGCUAAAACAGACCUUUAACAGCAAACUGAGGCCCAUAGCUCCAAAAGGGAAGUUUUAUCAGCCCGGUGCAGGGGCUGAGUGUUUUCCAGGCCAGCAUCAGAGCAUGGACAUCAAAAAAGAACUGGGCAGCACCUGCGACAGCAAAGAAAGCAAAAAGUUUGAUGAGGCUGAGAACGAUGACAGCGAUGGCCACGAAGAUUCCUCCUCCUCUUCAAAGCUGGAUGCAGACUAUGUGAAAGAAGGGAACGAGGUGAUCAAAGGGAAAUUGAGCCCGGAUUUCUCCGACAAAGGGAAGAUAUCACCAAGCCCUCCUGCCAGCAAUGGAUGCAUUAAUCCCUCAGCGCUUGUCAAUGACUCCCCUGAGAUUCUUGGCAUAAACCCACUAAGUGCACUGCAGUCUGUUCUGAACAAUCACUUGGGUAAGGCUAAUAAGCCUUCAAACUCAAGACCAGAGGCCACACUCACAAAUCGCAGGCACUCCACAUUCACCAAAGUCAACCGUGGUCUGGAGAAACCUGCCUUGGCUCUUAUUCCACCCAGAGAUGGCAGGGUCAACAACUUCCUCUUCGAGAGCAACGACCAACCAAUCGACUUAACGAAAUAUAAACAACACAAACCGAGUCCUGCUCGCCUGCAGAGCUCAACGCCAAUGCCACAGAAGCACGCUCUCUCUGACAUUGCAGACAUGGUCAAGGUUCUUCCAAAAGCCACAACCCCAAAACCAGCCAUGCCUUCAAAGAUGCCUCCCAUGAAGCUCGAAUCGGACGUGCGCCGUUUUGAAGAUGUGUCUGCGGAGGUGUACUCAGUCCAUAAGCGGAAAGGGCGGCAGUCCAACUGGAAUCCACAGCAUCUCCUUAUUCUGCAAGCUCAGUUUGCCUCUAGCCUCUUCCAGACAUCGGAGGGCAAAUUCUUGCUUUCGGAUCUCGGCCCUCAGGAGCGGAUGCAUAUUUCGAAGUUCACCGGACUUUCCAUGACCACCAUCAGCCACUGGCUGGCCAAUGUGAAAUACCAGCUGAGAAAAACAGGAGGCACCAAAUUCUUGAAGAACAUGGACACCGGCCAUCCGAUCUUCUACUGCAAUGACUGCGCAUCUCAAUUCAGGACACCGUCUGCUUUUAUCAUCCACCUGGAAUCCCACCUAGGUUUCCAGAUUAAAGACAUGAGCAGACUGCCACUGGAGCACCAGACAAAAGCAGAGCCAGAACUUUCAAAGGCUUUGGGAGCCGGAACAACGGAGGCCCCGUCUCCAGAGGAAGACAUAGACUCUAAGUUCAAAUGUAAACUCUGCAGUCGGACAUUCGCCAGCAACCACGCCGUUAAACUCCACUUAAGUAAAACUCACAGCAAGUCACCUGAGAACCAUUCACAAUAUGUUGAAAUGGACAAGGAAUAACACAACAAAGGCCCAACUUUUUACUAUACAUUUAAUUUUGCUGAUUCUUUAAUGCUUAAAAAAGUUUAAAAAAAUGUAAAAAAAAAAAAAAAGUCUCUUACCAUGUUUCAAGUAGCAUUACUUGCUGUCUUUAGGAAAAUCUAUUAGUGAGAUUCAAAAAUAAAUAUUUUUAAUAAAGACCAGUAUGGACCGUCUGCCUGAACUUAAAAUGGACUAUUAUCAGAAAAAAGAAAAUAAAAAAAAAAAUUUGAUGGUCCAAAGACCUAACAGCUCAUCAUUUUGCACCCUAAUCAAAUGCAUCACCAGUAAUGAAAUGUAUUACUGCUUGAAACAUAAUUGCUGAUGUCUGCAUGCAAUAGCAUUGGCCAUGACUACUAUUUAUUUGUAUGAUAUGCCAAGUUUUAAUUGUAUUACUUUUAAGACUGAUUAAUGCGUUUAAUUGUAAUUUACAAUUCUAAUUGUGAGUCAACUGCAUAAAUGUGCAGGUGUACCAUCAGGUAGCCAGAAACCUGUUAACACAUUUAUGGAAAAUGUACAGUAUAAUGCUCUGUAAAAUGUUUGUGUUGCAAUGAUAGAAGAAAAGCACUUUAAUAAAUGUUUAAUCACCCGUUUAGGCUCAGAUUCUGUAAAUGAUCCAACCAUUUUAGACAGGCUGAAAAUGAGGGUGUCCCAUCGAUGUUAAUAGAGCUGAACAAACAUAGUGUGUUUCAUGUUUAAAAGAUGGGGAAGCGAUUGACACCUGCACCUUUUUUUACCUAUACAAAUAAAGCGUUAACAUUUUCUAACAAA